Chinchilla lanigera (long-tailed chinchilla) is the source of this 1138-nucleotide messenger RNA. RefSeq names its product cell division cycle 34 (gene Cdc34). Gene Ontology annotation, biological process: ubiquitin-dependent protein catabolic process; protein polyubiquitination. Gene Ontology annotation, molecular function: ubiquitin conjugating enzyme activity. Lineage: Eukaryota; Metazoa; Chordata; Mammalia; Rodentia; Chinchillidae. The record is from RefSeq and is a predicted model, not a curated record.
CCGCCGCCGCCGCCGCCCCGCCCGCCGCGAUGGCUCGGCCGCUGGUGCCCAGCUCCCAGAAGGCGCUGCUGCUGGAGCUCAAGGGGCUGCAGGAGGAGCCGGUGGAGGGCUUCCGCGUGGCUCUGGUGGACGAGGGCGACCUGUACAACUGGGAGGUGGCCAUCUUCGGGCCACCCAACACCUACUACGAGGGCGGCUACUUCAAGGCACGGCUCAAGUUCCCCAUCGACUACCCGUACUCGCCACCAGCCUUCCGCUUCCUGACCAAGAUGUGGCACCCAAACAUCUAUGAGACAGGGGAUGUGUGCAUCUCCAUCCUGCACCCCCCAGUCGACGACCCCCAGAGUGGGGAGCUGCCCUCGGAGCGGUGGAACCCCACGCAGAAUGUCAGGACCAUCCUCCUGAGCGUGAUCUCCCUGCUGAACGAGCCCAACACCUUCUCGCCGGCCAACGUGGACGCCUCGGUGAUGUACAGGAAGUGGAAGGAGAGCAAGGGCAAAGACCGCGAGUACACAGACAUCAUCCGGAAGCAGGUCCUGGGGACCAAAGUGGAUGCAGAGCGUGACGGUGUGAAGGUGCCCACCACGCUGGCCGAGUACUGCGUGAAGAGCAAGGCGCCAGCGCCUGACGAGGGGACAGACCUCUUCUACGACGACUACUACGAGGACGGCGAGGCAGAUGAGGAGGCCGGCAGCUGCCUUGGGGACGAGGACAGCUCUGACAACGAGGGGUCCUGACGCCGCGCCCCGCAAAAUAAACUCUCAGAUUUUACCUCACGACCGGCCUGGUGGGCUCAGCCCACGGACUACCUCACGGAGCUCGCGUAGUCCCUCUCCUGGUGGGUGGCGCUUGGGUCCCUCCCUCCCCCCAUGUUCUGAGUUUGCCUCUGCUUCAGGGGACAGUGGCGGCCCAAGGCCUGGGCUUCAGGGACUGGCAGGGCCCAGUGGGGCCCUGGAAGCCAGAUGGGGACAGGCGGGCAGGCUAGGAUGGGUCAGGUGACGCAGGGGUCAGGACCUGCUGCCCAGCAGCUCACAGCGAAGAGCCGCAGACUCAGCAUCCAGUGAUGUGUGGCCAAUGACUUGUGGCCCCUCUCUUCUGCUUCGGUUUGUUUGAAUCUAAAUAAAACUGCUUAUGAGGA